Molecule: messenger RNA, 398 nt
Organism: Merops nubicus (carmine bee-eater)
Lineage: Eukaryota; Metazoa; Chordata; Aves; Coraciiformes; Meropidae
Gene: MRPL58
Product: immature colon carcinoma transcript 1
Exons: 4
Biological process (GO): mitochondrial translational termination
Cellular component (GO): mitochondrial large ribosomal subunit
Molecular function (GO): translation release factor activity
Source: RefSeq, a predicted model, not a curated record
CACGCCUGACCGUGUCCUACUGCCGGAGCAGCGGCCCCGGCGGGCAGAACGUUAACAAAGUGAAUACCAAGGCAGAAGUUCGGUUCCACCUGGCAUCGGCAGACUGGAUUCCAGAAGCUACAAGACAAAACAUGGCAUCAAAGUACAGGAACAAGAUAAACCGAGCGGGCGAGCUGAUUGUGAACUCUGAGGAGAGUCGCUACCAAAUGAGGAAUCUGGCAAUUUGUUUAGAAAAAAUCAGAACCAUGGUCACAGAGGCUACCGAGCAGCCCAAGGUGGUGUCGAAGGAGACAACACAGAAGUUCAUAGAGAGAGUGGAAAAAAUGAACCGUGAACGGCUGCGACAGAAAAAGAUACACUCAAACAUAAAACAGAGCAGGAAGGCUGACUUCGACUGA